CCUAUCUGCGAAGAAGAAGAAGACUGAGCGCAAUGCACGACGUAGAAAUGGCUAAACAACAUUACAGUUCGAACGGCGGGCACUUUUUAGCUAAAGGAUCCACCGAUGCAAACCACAAAACACCGUUGUAGAUGCAAAAUCUGUCAUUUCUCGUGUAACGGAGGCCAGCUGUUAGAGGGAGAGCUGUGUGUGCACGCAGAGGCUGCGAGCUCGUCUCUCCCUCGCCGGACCGAUGGCGGUUUCGAGGCUAGGAGGGGUACAUUCCCGCAUCCCUGAGGACACCCCCCAGGAAAGAAUGAAUUUGGCGAGAGUCCCGUCUGGUCGUGAGGAGAGUAUCACUACAGAGAAACCUGUAGGCUCUUUGGUGCGAAAAGCAGGCGGUUACGUCAUCGAGGGCGGAAUGCGCUUUGUGUUUGUGCAACGGGUCAUGCACUCCAUUACAACAGCUGCCCAGCUGGACAAGGAAAAACCCAACGCUUGCUUCAGUGAUGGAAAAGUAGAUAAGCCGGGAGCCUGUCCUUGUACCAUGGGAAUGGAACUGCCGCCGGCCGUGAUGGAGAGGAAACAGGGGUCUCUGUACACGCUUUAUCCUGACCGUUCCUCAUCACUCAGACCAGGUGGACAUCUCCAACACUUUGGACGGGUCACUGGAUCACCACUUCUUUCACCACAUCCACAGCCAGACAAGAUGUCCGUACUGUAUUUAUUUUUUAGGGUGUGUGUGUUUGUUUGUGCGUGCGUGCGUACAUGCGUGUGCGCGCGCGCGCGUGUGUGUGUGCGUGCUGUUGGACUUUAAAAAAAUGUCCUGCAUGUCCAAAAAUUGGAGAAAGGCAAUUUCUAAUCAAACUGAGGUUUAUUAAUCAGAUUAACAAAAAUACAGCGCGCUGGGUUGCUGGACAACACUCCUCUGUCCUUCCCAGGAACAACAACCCCCCACAGCACAUAUUCACAGCAUUUAUUGUUUUUUCACGCCGAUCUCUCCUCCGCUGGGGGCCGGGAUCCCCCCUGCCUCCACCAAUCCCAGAAGUCUUCUUUGUCUCCUCUCCUCCAAUCACUGACUUCUUUUCCUGCAUAGUUUCUGCAAAACAACAUACACAACAUCCCCCACCCAGUAUCUCUGUAGUUUCUGCGGAGCAGCAUAUUACAUCUCCCAUCUCAGGCACUUUUAUCAUCUAUUAUAGUACAUGUGUGUGUGUUUGUUGAACUGAGGAGGAGGAGAAGUUAUUUUAUCAGUUGCUCUCAUCUUAACUCCCCUGCCUCCACCUCAGGCUGGCCUCCUCUUUCACACACAUUCCUGUUGCGAAGCACAUCAAUAGGCAUAUAGCUGUUUCACAUCUAUGACAGUAUAAGAUCUUAUUUAAACUAACAACUCUUUGUUAGAAAAGCAUAAUAAUAAAACCAUUUAAUAAAAUGAUAAUCAAAACACUGUAAUAAAUGUCAUGAUAUAAAAACAUAUUCCCACAGUGCGCGCACGCGUGUGUGUGUGCGCGUGUGUGUUUAAUUAAGCUGACCGCAGAGGGGUUUUCUGGGCAGAGCCCGAUGAAGACAUACCAGACGGUAUGUGUAUGGACCCAGAGGGUGUCAGUGGGUCGCCUUCUACCAUGGAGGAAGAGAUUUGCUCAUUGACCCACAAACAGGUGUGUGAGUUUCUCAAUAUCUUUGCCAUUUGUGUUGCCGGAGGAAAAUGAACCCCACUAAAAUUGCAUUUUGAGACCAUUUAAUGGGGUAAAGUCUUUAAAGCGGCCGUCUUUAUCUAAAUGGCUUUCGGCCAAUACCUAAAGUUAACAGACUUCUUUCAGGCACCAGACUGCAGACGGUGAAAGUGGCAGGAGAAGACCUCCUCGUGUUGUGCAGGUGGAAAGGAUCGCGCUGAUCUGUACGUCACCAACAGGCCGUUUGAAGACAUGGAUGGAAAUUCACUGACCAUACAGCCUUCGGCUUGCUGCCUAUUUAAGGUGACAUAACACAUACUGUAAGGUGACAUCACGGGUUGACAUCAUGACUGACACAUAACAUCCUUUAUUCUCACCCGAGGGCACGGGUGUGGGAGUGACGGCCAAUCCAUCGUUCUCGUGUUCUGGAUGAAAAUCAAGAAGACAGCGAUGAUGCUUGUUGAUCCGUUACCAUUUUUUCUGAUGAAUCAGCAUUGAUUAUUUAACCACCGUUGUAACCGUGCAACCGUCGCUUUAAUGCAAGAUAACGUGGGACGGAUGGAAAUCUUUCUUUCGUGGUAUUACACACAGGAAAAUAUUUGCCGUAAACUGAUUUGAUAGACCCGAUCAGUGGAUAUAAAAUGCAAUUAUUCACAAAUCCACUGUUUAGACGUGACCUCACAAAAGUAAAACAAUUGUAAACGUUUUCUAAUCCUGCUUACAUUAACCCAACUCUGUGAACAAAAGUAUUUAUGAAUGAUUUCCAGGGAUGGAUUUGAUAGCGAUCCUGAUUCCACAUUUGCAAUGUUUAUUAUUGAUCAUCUCAACGUGGGGCAAAAGGUGGACUUCAUGUUUAUGUGAAUCUUCAACAUUCCCAGAGAAAGUGAAGAAAACGCUGGAUUGACAUUUUUGGUUAUCUGCUGUAUUUAAUGAG
Molecule: messenger RNA, 2586 nt
Organism: Triplophysa dalaica
Lineage: Eukaryota; Metazoa; Chordata; Actinopteri; Cypriniformes; Nemacheilidae
Product: regucalcin-like
Exons: 4
Coding region: 233-796 (187 amino acids)
Source: RefSeq, a predicted model, not a curated record